GCUGGGGGAGGGGCGGUGCGCGUGCGCGGUGCCGCAGGCCUCGGAACGGAUUUCGGUUGUGGCGCUAACAGAGGGCUGGCGGCGGCGGCAGUGCCUGUCCCUGGGUGGUCUGGACCCCGGCGCGGCGCUCAGCCGUCCCCACGUGGCCGUUUCCGCGGAGGCUGGUGCUCGGGGGCUCCCGGGGCUGGACCGCACGGCGGGAGGAGCGGGUCGUGUGCUCGGAGCGCCGGGGGGCCCGCAGUGUCCGUCUUUUUAACGAGUUGGUUGUUACUGAAAGACUGAAGAGGUUAAUUGUAGAAACCGAGUUUUGUAGCUUCUGUAGAAAAGUCAGAUCUGUCAGCAUUGGACCCAGAAUACCGCGUGUCACCCAUCACCUAGAGCUGCUCCCUCAGGCACCACGAUGUCUGGGCCCCAGACCCCAGAGCCGGCCCUAGGUGGGCGGGGAGCCUCCUCCACGGGCUCACAGGACGAGGACACGGCUGACGGGAUCCAGAGCUCGCAUCGCAUGCUCAGCUUCAGCGACGCGCUUCUGUCCAUCAUUGCCACCGUAAUGAUCCUGCCUGUGACCCACACGGAGAUCUCCCCGGAACAGGAGUUUGACAAGAGUGUCCAGAAACUUCUAGCGACGAGGAUCGCUGUGUACCUGAUGACCUUCCUCAUCGUGACCGUGGCCUGGGCGGCACACACGAGAUUGUUCCAGGUUGUUGGGAAGAUAGACGAUACGCUUGCCCUGCUUAACCUGGCCUGCAUGAUGAGCAUCACCUUCCUGCCGUUCACGUUUUCCUUGAUGGUGGCCUUCCCCGAGGUGCCUUUGGGCAUCCUCCUGUUUUGUGUGUGUGUGAUGGCCGUCGGGGCCGUGCAGGCGCUGAUCGUGGUCUACGCCUUCCACUGCCCCCACCUGCUGAGCCCCCAGAUCGAGCGCUCGGCCCACCGGGCCCUUUACCGGCAGCACAUCCUGGGCAUCGUUCUCCGGGGCCCGGCGCUGUGCUUGGCUGCGGCCGGCUUCUCCCUCUUCUUCUACCCAGUGUCGUACCUGCUGAUGGCGACAGUCAUCUUCCUGCCCUACGUCAGCAAGGUCGCCGGCUGGUGCAGAGCCAGGCUUGUGGGCCCCAGGGAGCCCCCGGCUCACAGCCUGGAGAUCUUCACCUUUGACCUGCAUGAGCCGCUCAGCAAGGAAAGGGUGGAGGCCUUCAGCGACGGGGUCUACGCCAUUGUGGCCACGCUGCUCAUCCUGGACAUCUGGAACCUGAGGACCUCGGAGGCAAAGCCCUUCAGUGAGGACAACGUCCCGGACUCCAAGGACGUGAAGGCGAAGUUCCACGGCAGCCUAGUGGCGGCACUGGGCGCGUCUGGGCCGCACUUCCUGGCCUACUUCGGCUCCUUCGCCACGGUGGGCCUGCUCUGGUUCGCCCACCACUCGCUCUUCCUGCACAUCCGCAAGGCCACGCAGCCCAUGGGCCUGCUCAACACGCUCUCGCUGGCCUUCGUGGGCGGGCUGCCCCUGGCCUAUCAGCAGACGUCGGCCUUCGCGAGGCGACCCCACGACGAGCUGGAGAGCGUACGAGUCAGCUGCGCCAUCAUCUUCUUCGCCAGCAUCUUCCAGUUCGCCAUCUGGACCACGGCGCUGCUGCAGGGGGGGGAGACGCUGCAGCCCCCGGUGCGGUUCGGGGGCCGGGAGCACGCGUUCAUGUUCGCCAAGCUCGCGCUCUACCCCUGUACCAGCCUGCUGGCCUUCGCCUGCACCUGCGUGCUCAGCAGCUUCAGCACGGCCAUCUUCCACGCCAUGCAGAUCGCCGUGCCCUUCACCUUCCUCCUGUUGCGGCUUCUGGUGCGCUUGGCACUGGCCGGCCUGCGGGGCCUGCGGGGCCUGCGGGGUCUGGCCCGGCCCACACACACCCGGCCGGUGCCUGGGGCCACGGACGAUGCGCAGUCCCCGCUCCUCCCUGCUCCCUGCUAGUGCGGCCCCGGUCCCCUGCCUGAGGUCCAAGUGUCCGGCUGGUGGCCCGGCCUCGGGUUUUGUUUUCCUUGUGAAGUUUCAUGCUCUACCUCAGCCCCUCAGAUUGUCUUCCACUGUUGCAGACAAGAGUCUCGCAGGAGUGUCA
This is a messenger RNA of Lagenorhynchus albirostris (white-beaked dolphin), 2102 nucleotides long. It is a transcript of the gene TMEM175, whose product is annotated as transmembrane protein 175. Gene Ontology annotation, cellular component: lysosome; endosome. Gene Ontology annotation, molecular function: potassium ion leak channel activity; proton channel activity. The record is from RefSeq and is a predicted model, not a curated record. Bases 401 to 1957 code for a protein of 518 amino acids. NCBI's taxonomy places the organism in Eukaryota, Metazoa, Chordata, Mammalia, Artiodactyla, Delphinidae. The transcript is spliced from 12 exons.